This is a messenger RNA of Ictalurus punctatus (channel catfish), 404 nucleotides long. Its product is annotated as aurora kinase A and ninein-interacting protein-like. Lineage: Eukaryota; Metazoa; Chordata; Actinopteri; Siluriformes; Ictaluridae. The coding region runs from base 9 to 296 and encodes 95 amino acids. The record is from RefSeq and is a predicted model, not a curated record. The transcript has 3 exons.
GAAGAAACAUGAAGAGCAGUAAGAGUAAGACAUGUAAAGCUCUCUCCUCAGAGCAGGAGUGUGGAGUUUGGCUGGACGCUGAUGAACUAAGGGCGAAGAAACAGAGAAAACUGGCACGACCGAUAUCUAAACUCCUGAAUCCACUGGCUCGGUCCGGAGGCUACAGCAUGGCAGUGGCUCUGAAUUUUACCCAAACCAAGAUGGAAAUGCCUGUGACGAAACAGAGCACCAUCUCCUCAUUCUUUCUUCCACAGAGUAAAAAGGGAAAAGAUGCAGAUGACCGCAGCUCUUCAUGACCAUCAGGAACGUCUUCUACUCCCCUUCCUCAGUGGUGUAUAAAUUUGAGCAAAAAUCCACAGGAAUUUUGUGCAUUCCAUUUGGUCAGAGGUGUCUCGAUUAUUGCA